UUUAGAAAAGAUCGUUCGGAAAAUGUGGUUCCAAAUAAUUUGUCUGUGCUUAACAAUAAAUUCAUUAUCUCUGUUCUCUGAUGCAAAUCCACUUGGCGAAUGUAAUGUUACGAGUUUAUUUACUUCAAUAAAUUCUCAAUUAGCCGUUGUUAGAACGGAGGUGGAACGACUGAAGACAGAUGGACUUGUCAAGGAAUCCGAUUAUCAAGCGUUUAGAGCGGAGCAGGAGCGUCAGGGAAAGUUGAUAGAAGGACUUGUUGAUAAACUGGAUUUACUAGAAUCGCGCUUUAACCCAAUCAAUUGUACUGAGGCCAAGUGGAAUGGAAUCUACAAUGUACUUCUCCCCAACUAUAGUCGGCAACCAUUUGAAGUUGCCUGUGAUGCGAUAACCCGCGAAGGGGGAUGGACGAUCCUUUUGAGGCGAUUCGACGGUUCUGUGGAGUUUAAUCGCAGCUGGACUGAAUACAAAAACGGGUUCGGGGAGCUGAGUGGUGAGUUCUUCUUGGGGCUAGACAAAAUCCAUGAAUUGACAGCAGAAAGGAGACAGGAACUACUGAUAAUUCUUGAGGACUUUGAAGGGCGUGUGAGCCCUGUGACAUACGAUGAAUUUGCAAUUGGCGACGAGAAGCAACAAUAUGUCUUACACAGUCUGGGAGAAGCUCAUGGAAUUGCUGGUGAUGCCCUUUCAAAUUAUAAAGGCAUGCAAUUUUCAACAUUUGAUCGGGACAAUGAUCUUUGGCCGGCUAACUGCGCUAAGGAACUCACUGGCGGCUGGUGGUACCGUAGCUGUGGUGGAAGCCACUUGACUGGCAAAUAUAGGGACAACACCCGUGGUAUCUUUUGGUCAUAUUUUGGGGGUUUCGCAUACUCCCUUAAGCGAGCUAUAAUGAUGAUUCGACCAAAGAAGUGAAUACUUCGUCUUCACUAUAUAAAAAAUAGUUUCUUCACCAAAGAAGUGAAUACUUCGUCUUUACUAUAUAAAAAAUAGUUUCUUCAUUCAAAUUUAAUGUCUUGUAAUCUAUAUUCGAAUAUAUGUAUACAAUUGAACUUAUUCAAAUAAAAGCAAUCAACAUUCUUGCUAGUUGUCUCUUUGCUUUCUGGCUCUCUUUA
Messenger RNA from Drosophila innubila, 1110 nucleotides. RefSeq names its product microfibril-associated glycoprotein 4-like. The record is from RefSeq and is a predicted model, not a curated record. Lineage: Eukaryota; Metazoa; Arthropoda; Insecta; Diptera; Drosophilidae. The transcript has 3 exons. The coding region runs from base 23 to 910 and encodes 295 amino acids.